CGCGCCGCUCCUCCUGCGGCCGCGCCCCGCCCCCUCCUCUCGCGCCGCCGGAAGUGGGAGGUGCGCCGCCGCCAGCGCUCGGCCCUCCCCCGAGGCCCGGCCGCCCCCUCCCCCGCUCCGCCCGCUCAGAGCAUGAUGGCAGCGUCCGAGGUAGCUGGUGUGGCCAAUGCCCCCAAUCCUCCGGAACCCUCCUCUAGUCCCUGUGCUUCCAAAUCAGAAGAAGGUCUGCUAGAUGGUCUAAGCCCCAAAGACCCUGCACAGAAGCACAAGAACUCACCUCCGUCAAGUGUAAGUAGCCAAACGGUAACCAAGGAGAAUAACAGAAAUGUCCAUUUGGAACAACCAGAGCAGAAUCCUGGUUCGUCAGCAGGUGACACCUCAGCAGCACACCAGGCGGUUUUAGGAGAGAACUUGAUAGCCACAGACCUUGGUCUUUCUGGCGCUGGGUCUCAGUCUGAUUUGAAGGACGUGGCCAGCACAGCAGGAGAGGAGGGGAAUCCGUGCCUCGGGGAGAGCCUCCAUCCUGUCACUCGGUCUCUUAAGGCAGGGGGCCAUGCAAAGCAACAUGCCUCCGGGAAUUGUCCUGAAGAGAAGUCCCCACAAGCCUCCAUCCUAAAGGAAGGGAGCAGGGACACAGGCUUGGAUUUCCGACCUGUAGUACCUCCAGCAAAUGGGGUUGAAGGAGUCAGAGUGGAUCAGGAUGAUGAUCAGGAUAGCUCUUCCCUGAAGCUUUCUCAGAACAUUGCUGUACAGACUGACUUUAAGACAGCUGAGUCAGAGGUAAACACAGAUCAAGAUAUUGAAAAGAAUCUGGAUAAAAUGAUGACAGAGAGAACCCUGUUGAAGGAACGUUACCAGGAGGUCCUGGACAAGCAGAGGCAAGUGGAGAAUCAGCUCCAAGUGCAACUCAAGCAACUUCAGCAAAGGAGAGAAGAAGAAAUGAAGAACCACCAGGAGAUAUUAAAAGCUAUCCAGGAUGUAACAAUAAAACGAGAAGAAACAAAGAAGAAGAUAGAGAAAGAAAAGAAAGAGUUUUUGCAGAAGGAGCAGGAUCUGAAAGCUGAAAUUGAGAAACUUUGUGAGAAGGGCAGAAGAGAGGUGUGGGAAAUGGAACUGGAUAGACUCAAGAAUCAGGAUGGUGAAAUAAAUCAGAACAUUAUGGAAGAGACAGAACGGGCCUGGAAGGCAGAGGUCUUAUCACUAGAGAGUCGGAAAGAACUGCUGGUGUUGAAGCUAGAAGAAGCUGAAAAAGAGGCAGAGCUGCACCUUACUUACCUCAAGUCAACUCCCCCAACACUAGACACAGUUCGUUCCAAACAGGAGUGGGAGACAAGACUGAAUGGAGUCCGGAUGAUGAAAAAGAAUGUCCGGGACCAGUUUAACAGUCACAUCCAGCUGGUGCGGAACGGGGCCAAGCUGAGCAGCCUUCCUCAGAUCCCUACUCCCACUCUGCCUCCGCCCCCGUCCGAGACAGACUUCAUGCUUCAGGUGUUUCAGCCCAAUCCCUCUUUGGUUCCUCGGAUGCCCUUCUCCAUUGGGCAGGUCACAAUGCCCAUGGUUAUGCCCAGUGCAGAUCCCCGUUCCUUGUCUUUCCCAAUCCUGAACCCUGCCCUUUCCCAGCCCAGCCAGCCUUCCCCACCCCUUCCUGGCUCCCAUGGGAGAAAUAGCCCUGGCUUGGGUUCCCUUGUUGGCUCCCAUGGUCCACACAUGCCCCCUGCCGCCUCCAUCCCGCCUCCCCCAGGCUUGGGCGGUGUUAAGGCUUCUACUGAAACUCCCCGGCCCCAACCAGUAGACAAACUAGAGAAGAUCCUGGAAAAACUGCUGGCUCGGUUCCCACAAUGCAAUAAGGCCCAGAUGACCAACAUUCUUCAGCAAAUCAAGACGGCCCGUACCACCAUGGCAGGCCUGACCAUGGAGGAACUGAUCCAGUUGGUAGCUGCACGACUGGCAGAACGUGAGCGAGUGGCAGCAAGCACUCAGCCACUCGGUCGGAUCCGGGCCUUGUUCCCUGCUCCAUUGGCCCAAAUCAAUACCCCAAUGUUCUUGCCUUCUGCACAAGUGUCAUAUCCUGGAAGGUCUUCACAUGCUCCAGCCACCUGUAAGCUGUGUCUCAUGUGCCAGAAGCUGGUCCAGCCCAGCGAGCUGCAUCCAAUGGCAUGUUCCCACGUGUUGCAUAAGGAGUGUAUCAAAUUCUGGGCCCAGACCAACACAAAUGACACUUGUCCCUUUUGCCCAACUCCUAAAUGAUGGACCUGAUUGGGAGGAAGAAGAGAAGCUGAUGUGAACAGGAAGCGCGGGUUCAAGAUUUCUAAAACUCUAUAUUUAUACAGUGAUGUAUACUCAUGCCAUGUACAUUUUUAUUAUAUAGGUAAUGUGUGUAUAGAAAGUCUGUAUUCAAUGUUCGUAAAUGAAAGUGUGUAUAUUAUGCAAAAAUGGUCUGUCCCCCUCAGCUUGCAAUUCCUUGAGGGGGAUGCAAAUGGUAGCUAAGAUGAUAUUUAGUUUGGUCUUGAAAUUAUGAUAUUCCUGCCUAAGGCUGUCUUCAAAUAUAAAAACCAGUGGGAAGCU
Pipistrellus kuhlii (Kuhl's pipistrelle) is the source of this 2565-nucleotide messenger RNA. RefSeq names its product ring finger protein 214 (gene RNF214). Gene Ontology annotation, molecular function: ubiquitin-protein transferase activity. The record is from RefSeq and is a predicted model, not a curated record. NCBI's taxonomy places the organism in Eukaryota, Metazoa, Chordata, Mammalia, Chiroptera, Vespertilionidae. Bases 133 to 2247 code for a protein of 704 amino acids. The transcript is spliced from 15 exons.